UGUAGUAGAGGUGUCUGAGGAACCUGUCAUCAACUUUUUGUCAAUGAGUCAGGAGAACUUGGCUGCUGUCACUUCUAGCCGAACAGCUGGAUAACACAUUUCAUCAUUCCGUUCCGAGGGUCUCCAAACAAGACUCAACAGAACCAGUAUGGAAAUAUUCCCUCAGAUUCCGGUGAUUAAGUGAUUUACUAGAAAAUAGCACAUGCCUUUUUUCCAACAUCAAAACUCUCUUUGCAUGUUUUUCUUCAUUCUUACCUCAGGCUAAACAACUGAUAUCCUAACUGAUUCCAGAUGUGAGGAGAAAGAGCAGUGAGACACAGUACAUGUGACAUACCAUCAUAUUUGUUUGUUUCUGGCUCAUCCAUGGUAGUUAAUGUGUAAUCUUGAUAGACCGUUUUAGGCGUGGUGGUGGUGGUGCUUGACGCCUUUGGCAUAUAUUGUCGAGAUCUGUGAGAGGGUACAGAGUCUGAAGCAGGACAGCAAGUUCUCUUUGCUUGCCUCUCUCUUUGGGGUUCCUCAGAAGUACGAGACAUGGGCAAAGGAGUGUUCAUGUCCAAGAGCCUGGCAAUAGCCAUUGGGGUCCUUACGGUCUCCUCUGUUUGCGGUGUUGUGGCGAUGCUUGUGGUCUACAGAAUCCAAAUAGCAAGAAAUCCUCCAAAGCCUCCACCAACUCUACAAACUACAACGCCUAUCCCAACUGAACCACCGGCAAAUCUUAGACUCCCUGACCAUUUGAUUCCGGAGAGCUACGAGGUGUUCCUCCAACCGUACCUUUACGUAGAGCUGCCUGACAACAGCACGGAACAAUCCUUCAUUUUCAAGGGAAACUCGACUGUGAGGUUAAAGUGCGUCAAAAACUCCAAAAGCAUCUUUCUUCAUGUACGGGGCCUCAAUGUCACAGAUGUGAGAGUGACAAGCACUGAUUUCGGUAAGGUGCUAUCAGUGAGUCACUAUGAAAUACAUCAGAAUGAAAGUAAUUUCCUGGAGAUUCAGCUCGAGGACAUGUUACUUGGAAAUGGGAGCCGCUAUGAGCUUUUCACUGCGUUCGAGGGAGAACUUCUGGAUGAUUUGUCUGGGUUUUAUGUGAGCCAGUACACAGUAAAAGGAAAAGAAGACAAGGAAGAAGUGAGAUUCCUUGCCACAAGCCAGAUGCAGCCAACAGAUGCCAGACAAGUAUUUCCUUGCUUUGAUGAGCCAGCUUUGAAAGCUGUGUUUAAUAUUACCAUUAUCCACAGACCUAAAACCACUGCGCUGUCUAACACCAAAGGAGUGCCAGUUUUUAAGACAAUAGAUGGAGAAAAAUGGCAUGUUACUACAUUUAGUCCGACCCCUGUCAUGUCAACCUAUCUAUUGGCUUUCACCGUAUCUAAUUUUAUGGGUAAAGGGGGCUAUCCAUCAAAAAUAACAACAUAUGCUCGAGCGGAUGCUGUUAUUGCUGGACAUGCUGAUUAUGCAACUCAAAUGACAGAAAAGAUUUUGAAUUUCUACGAGACAACAUUUGGAUUGAAAUACCCAUUAGACAAACUAGAUCAAAUUGCCGUGCCGGACUUCAGUGCUGGAGCGAUGGAAAACUGGGGUUUGAUUUCAUACCAGGAGUCAGGUCUACUGCUUGAGGACGACACAUCAUCUAACUUUGAUAAAGAAUGGGUGGCCACUCUUAUUGCUCAUGAAUUAGCACAUCAGUGGUUUGGAAACCUUGUCACGAUGAGAUGGUGGAAUGACCUGUGGCUGAAUGAAGGAUUUGCAACAUACAUGUCAUACAUGGGAGUGGAAGCUGCUGAUUGGAACUUAAAAGAUCUGAUCGUUCUCAAAGAAAUCCAUUCCGCUUUUCAAGUGGACUCCUUGAACUCUUCCCAUCCAUUGAGCUUACCUGAAAGUGAUAUUGAAACUUACUCUGACAUCAUAGAACUUUUUGAUGACAUCACCUACAGCAAGGGUGCUGCUGUGUUGAGAAUGUUGUCUACAUAUAUAGGAGAAGAAGAAUUUAUGAAUGCAAUUAAAACAUAUCUUCGCAAGUUCCAGUACAUGAACCCUGUAUACAAAGAUCUUUGGGAAUGUCUGCAAGAGGAGACGAAAAAGGACGUGGAAGCCUUUAUGAGCACAUGGACUGAGCAAGUGGGCUACCCGGUGAUCACCAUUACAACCCAGACGGGCGAGAUCUCUCAGGAACAGUUCUUUCUGAAGCAGACAGAGGGCCAUGGAAUUCCAUGGCAGGUUCAUAUAAUAUACUUUAAGUCUGAUUCUAUGCAAGUGAACGAGUACUUACUGAAAGACAAAGGUCCAGUGCCAAAUCCGAAUUUUCAAGUUGGCAAAGAUGAAUGGAUUCUUGCCAACAUCAACUGUACUGGUUUCUACCGUGUGAACUACGAUGAUGAAAAUUGGAAUAAACUACUCAUGCAACUUGAAAGCAAUCAUCAUGUCAUUCCAGUCAUCAGCCGAGGGCAACUUAUUGAUGAUGCAUUUAAUCUUGCAAGGGCUGGACGUCUCAAUGUCACUACAGGACUAAGUUUAACCAAAUUCCUGAAAAAUGAUACCGAGUAUAUACCAUGGGAGUCAGCGCUAAAAAACCUGGACUACUUCAUCCUUAUGUUUGAUCGAUCUGAGGUCUACGGUCCGAUAACGAAAUACCAACGCAAUCAAGUCAAACCACUAUAAGAGUACUUUGAGACAUACAAUGAGAAUGGAACCGUUCCUGAGAAACACACUGACCAAUAUAACCAGGUAAACGCUAUUACAGUCGCCUGCAGCAACGGCCUUCCUGAGUGUCUAUCAAUGGCUACGAGUCUGUUCAGACAAUACAGGAAUAACACAAAUCCAAUUCAUCCAAAUUUAAGGAGGGCCAUAUAUUGCAGUGCAAUAGCAGCAGGGGACGAGGAUGACUGGGAGUUUGCUUGGGAAGAGUUUCAAAGAGCUACAGUCGCCGGAGAGAAGGACAAACUGAGAUAUGCUCUAUCAUGUACCAAAGAAAUAUGGUUGCUUAACAGAUACCUUCAGUACACUCUUGACCCUACCAAGAUAAAAAAGAUGGAUGUGGUCUCUACCAUAAACUACAUUGCCAAAAAUGUUGCCGGACAGCCUCUUGCCUGGGAUUUUGUUCGUGGCCAGUGGUCCUAUUUGACACAAGAGUUAGUUUCAGCUUUAAUGAUUAUUUUAAGCAAUUCGUUUAGCUCACAUUUGUUUAAGUAUUCAAAAACAUUUUGUGGCCACACUGUUCCAUGCUACACCACGUUUAACACCAAAGCAGUAUCAAAGAUCAUUAGCAAUGUAGGGUCCAAAGGCUGGUUUCACAGCAAUAAAGGCAGUAUAAUCCUAAUUGUCUCAAAGAUAAUCUCUCAGUUGCCGGGAAAUCUUAUGUAUUCUCUUCCCUAUGCUUAUGUGACUAACCGUCAUCUGUAUUGGGCAGGUACGGAGCUGGAAUCAUAUCUUUCAACAGUCUGUUAGAUAGCGUGACAAAGAGAUUCUCCACAGACUUUGAACUCCAACAGCUGAAGCAGCUACAGAGAGAACUGGAAGAGAAAGAUCACGAGUUUGUGACUCGCACUUUGGAGCAGGUCAUCGAAAGGACAGAGGCAAAUAUUAAGUGGGUGACAGAAAACAAGCAGAUUGUUUUGGACUGGUUCAGUGGAGAGCUGAAGAACUACUGAGAUUUUGGAGCUCUGUAUAAUCGGAGCGUACACAGUGGAGCCAGUACAAUGAGAAACAGAUGUAAAGGCAUUCCACAAUGAUGGCAACAUCCCUGUGGUUCUGUGCUGCUUUUAAACACAACAAGUCGUUCACGGGGAAAUGAUUUAAAAGUGCAAUUAGCUAUAUAACACGUUCCCUGUGCCAAAUGCAAAAAAAGGGUAAACGCCAUCUUUUGUGUACGCUAUAGAGAAAAGGCCGA
This is a messenger RNA of Triplophysa rosa, 3883 nucleotides long. It is a transcript of the gene anpeplb, whose product is annotated as alanyl (membrane) aminopeptidase-like b. The record is from RefSeq and is a predicted model, not a curated record. Gene Ontology annotation, cellular component: cytoplasm. Gene Ontology annotation, biological process: proteolysis; peptide catabolic process. The transcript is spliced from 19 exons. Gene Ontology annotation, molecular function: zinc ion binding; metalloaminopeptidase activity; peptide binding. Lineage: Eukaryota; Metazoa; Chordata; Actinopteri; Cypriniformes; Nemacheilidae.